AUGGAACUUAAGUCAAAUUUAGGUUCUUCUAAAUGUUCUUUAGAUUCAGAUAGAUCGAUUUUAGAGAAAUUAGAGAUUGAAAUGAAAGGAGUGUUUUUCAGGGUUAUUCAAUUAAUGUUAAAAGAUGAGGAAUAAUCAAUAAUUUUAACAUGUAUAGGAAUAGUGAUACAGUAUAUUCAAAUAACAUAUAUAAUCUUUAAUCGUCAGCUAUGGAAGGUUUGGCAAAAUGAAGUCUUAACAAAAUAACUGAACAAAAUCUUUGGGUAUAAAUGAAUCAUUUUAAUUUAAUAGGUAUGUUCUGUUAACCCCUUAUUUUGAAAUGGUUAAUUUUGAAGGAUUUGUGGCUAUGAUGUAUGUUAGUUUAGGAAUGGUAUUAUUUGUCCUAAUGUUAAUAUUUUUACUUAGUUACAGUAUCAGUAAAUCAAAUUCUUCAUUUAGUUGGCCAAUCAUGUUACUUAGAUUUUUAAUGUCCUUAUUUUUAUAAGUACUAUAUAUGCCUAUAAUUGAUUUACUCUUUUCCAUGUUAUCAUGUACUGAUAAUCAAAAUGGUCUAUUAAAGCAUUCACUAUUUGAUAUAGAAUGUUGGGUUAAUAUUCAUAUUGUUCACUCUAUAGUGGCUAUUUUUGGAAUUAUUAUUUUCUUUGUUCUUUGUUUACUCUUUGCUUUAUUAUACUUUGAACCAAGAUAUAAACCUCAUCAAGCUUCUUCUAAAUAAAAUGGAAUGGCUAAUGCAACUUUCCUUAUUUAUUAAUUUAUUAUGGUCAUUUGUUAUACUUUCAUGAAUGAUAGAAAUUAUGAUUAUUUUAUGAUUCUUAUUAUGCUCAUUGGUAGUUUCAUUAUAUUUUGGAAAAUACAUAUUCAACAACCAUUUAAUAAUUUAUACAUUUAAAAAUCAUGGUCUAUUCUUGUUGCAUUAAAUUUAUGGGGAGUUUUUCUAAUUUGUUUUGCCAAAUUUCUUGAAGGAAUAUUAUUUCAAGGUACUAUUUAUGCUUGGAUAGCUGGUAUUCCACUAAUGAUUAUUGCUAUUAUCAAAAGUGAUAAAUUACAUUAUGAUUUAAUCUUAUUAAAUCUCAAUAAAGUUUAAAAUCCUAAUUAAAUUAUUUAAUUAACUAAUUAUCUCCUUAAACUUCUUUAUAAUAGUUCACUUUAUUCUCAUUCAUCAUUACUUAUUGAUGGUUUCUUAGAAAUGCAUAAAAUUACCUGUACAAGAGAAGAUUGUUAUCUUAAACAAAAAAAACUUAUCAACUAAAGAUAACAAAAACAUAUCCUUAAGGAAAGUACUAUUACUGAAAGAGAUUCUGAUCUUCUCAUGAUCAUGGCAUAGAUUUACUUUAAUAAUAUUAAGAAAUUUCCCAACGAAAUUACUCUUAGAAUUCGUUAUGCUUUUUUUUUAUUAGAUAAUAUGAAACAAAGAUAACAAGCUAUUAAUGAAUUUAUUUAAGCUGAAACACUCAGUCCAUCACUUGAUAAUGAUUUCAUUAUCUUUAGAUACAAGAAAAUUAUUGAAGAAGAAAUCAAUACAGUAUAAAAUGAAUCAUUUGGUAAUUUAGAUAUUGCAAGUGAAUUAGCAUUUUAAAAUAAUAUGAAAUAAUUUUAAAAUAAUAUAGAAAGAGCUACUUUAAUGCAUAUGGAUUUUUGGUCAUAAUUAUAAGAAGAAUCACCUGAUUUAGGUAAAAUGAAUGAAAUUGGAUCAAAAAUUAAUUUAGCUAUUCUUUAAGUUGAAGAUUUAUGGAAUAAAAUGUCAAAAUUAACUUAAAAUCUACCUAAAGCUAUGAGAUUAUAUGCUAAAUUUAUUAUUGAAGUACUUUAAGAUAAAGAUUUUGGAGAAGAAUUAUUAUCAAAAUCAAAAGCACUUUAAAAUCAAAAUAAUAAAAUGAAACAUAUAUAGGCAAUUUAAUUAAUUAGUAUUGAUGAUAUUGGAUAUGAAUCUUAGCCUAUAUUGUUAGUUUCAGCUGCUUUUGAGAAAUUUGCAUAAAUAACAAAUUUAAAUUUGGCUGCAUGUAAUUUAUUUGGAUACAAUAAAUCUGAAAUGAUUAAUAGAAAAAUCAAUAUUUUUAUGCCAAACUUAUAUUCUAAAUUUCAUGAUGCUUAUGUUGAAAAUUUUCUUCAAUCUAACGAUAAUAAAUAUAUUAACAAGGAUAGAUUGAUAUAUAUUAAAAUGAAAUCAAAUUACAUCAUGCCUUGUUAUAUUUAUUUAAAAAUAAUUUAAUCGUUAGAUGAAAAUGUUUAAUUAGCUGCUUAGUUUAGAGUACUCAAAAGUUUUAAACCAACUUGUUAUUUAAUUUUAGAUAAUGAAGAAAUAAUUGAUUCAAUUUCAUCAACUUGUAUUCCUUUGUUAAAUCUUCAUAUUAAAUAGAUUUCAAAUAAAAAAACCUCAAUUACUGAAAUCUUUCCAAAUUAUUCUUAAUAGAAGUAGAUUUUUCUAUAAAAAACAGGAGGUCAAAUAUUAUUUAAUAUAGAUUCUUGUUCUGUAAUAAGUAAUAGUUAAUUGGCUUCUUAAGAAUUUGAUGAAGAUGAGAAAAAAUGUGAAUUUAUAAAAUUUUAAUGUUUUAUAAAUGAAGUGUUUAAUGAACUUGGAGAUUAAGUUGUAGGAUAUAUAGUAAAGUUAGAAUAAUAAAUAUAGGAUAUGAGUAUGAAAUUAGAUAUGAAUCAUUAGAAGGUUCUUAUAAAUAAUAUGUAAUUUAAAUUUAACCCAUAAAAAUGUUUAUAUUAAGGUGAUUAUGUUUGUGAGACUAAUUCUUAAAGAGUAGAUUAAACUAUUCUUUGGGAUCAAAAUGAUUAGUCUUCUAUGAUUUCAUCAAUUUAGUAAGGAAGUGAAUAGAUAAAAUCUUAGAUUCAGAAUAAAUCAGAAAAAUCUGAUGAGAUUAAUAUUUUAAUUUAAACAAAUAUUAAUUAUGGUGAGGGAAUAAAAAUUGUAAGAUUGUUUGAAAAUAGAGUUUAAGAAAUUGAUGAUAGAGAUGAUAUAAUUUCAGAAGAAGAUGAACAAUAAGGUAAAAGUGUUUUUUAGAGAUAAUAAGAUAUGGAUAAUGAAUUAGAUGGAUAAAUACAAGAUUUUAAUAAUAUUUUUAAAUCAAGAAAAAAUCUAUCUUUGAUAAUUAAUAAUCAAGUUACUCCUUUAGAAAUUAAAAAAUUAAAUUGGACAACUAAUAUAAUCAUACUGUCUUUAGUAGCAUUGAGUUUUUCUGAUUUUUUUAUUAGUUUAGUUCAGAAUAAUGAAGUUUAUUAAACAAUAUAAUUAAUUGAAUACACUAAUUUAAGAACAGCUGAAUUACAUUCUAUAUUAUCUUCAGUAUAAAAUUUGUAAAUGUUAAAUUUGAAUAUUUGGUAGAUGAACUCUACAGAAGAUAUUGAUGAAUUUGAAAGAAAUCAAAAAAAUAGACUUAAUAAUUCAAUAUAAAUAGUUUCUUAAUUGAAUAAAAACUUAAUGCUUUCAGAUAUAUUUAUUAGUGAUGAAUUAAAUGAAUUAUAAAGUCAAGAUGUAGUAAAGAUUAAAUUUGCAGAUCAAUAUGAAACUUAUGAUAUAAUGGAAGCUACAGAAUAAAUAGUUAGUAAAGCAUUGAAUAUAAGAGAUAAAGAAUUAUCUAAAAUUGUAUAUGAAGAUAAUGAUGUUUAGUUUAUAAUUUAUAAUCUCCUUAAUGAUUUAGUAUUAUAAUUGAGAAAUUCAAGUAAUUUAUAUGCUAAAGGUUUGUCAAAAAAGAUUAUGUAAGAAAAAGAGAAAUUUCAAAUAAUUUUAAGCAUUUCAGCAGGAACAUUAGGUUUGGGAUUAUUGGUAUUAAUAAUUAUAACACUUUAAAUAAACAAAAUUUAAGAGGAGAUUCUAACAUUGUUUUUAGAAAUUCCAGACAAAACAGUUAAAUAUUUAUACGAUAAAAGUGAAAAUUUGAUAUCAAAUCUUUAAAUAGGUGAAGAUGAUGAUAUUUUAUCUGAAUUAGAGGAUUUAGAGAAGGAGGAAUAAGUAGAAUUGAAUAGAACAUUAAAGAGUAAGAGAAAAAAGAAGAAAUUUAAAAAUACAAAUAAAGAGUAAAGAAAUUAUAUAUUUGGAUUCUUUUUUAUAAUGGUAAUUUUAUAAGGUUACUUUAUAUUUAAUUAUGUUAUGAGUGAUAUAUUAUUCAGUAAUAUAGAUUAAUUAGUAGUAGAGAUAAAUGCUACAUGUAGAGCUGAAGGUUUUUAUAGAUUUUCUGAUAAUGCAUAAAGAUCAUUAUAUAUCGAUAGAAAUAUAACAAUAGAGAAUUAAGAUGCAUAUUUGAUAGUUAAAUAGAAUGUAGAUAAAUUGUAUGAACUUGAUUCUUCAAUUCAUUAAUAACAUUCAUUGAAUAUUGACAUUACAAAUUCUAUAUAUGUAAAUGCAUUCAAAGAAAUGUUUAUGUUGUAACCAUGUACAAUUCUUUCAUCUUACUUGAAAGAGUUAUCUGAGACUGAUUGUAAAGAUUUUGCUGAUGGAGCUAUUAAUUAAGGAAUGGCAGUAGGUAUGGCAAGAUAUUUUGAAAAUUUAAGAUAUAUGAUGACAAUUUAUGAUUAAUUUUGGAAUAAUCCAUAAGCCAAUUUUAGUGGUAUUGCUAGAGGAUUUACAAAAUUUAAAAAUAUUACAUAGAAUUUAGAUAAUGUUAGAAAUAAUAUACUUAAUUUAAAUAAUUUCAAUUAGUCUAAAGAAGCUAGAAUAAUUUAGGAUGUUUAUAAUAGAGGUACUAAAAUAAUAUAAUUAAUUUAGGGACUUUUAGAUAUUUAUUAGAGUAAUUAUAAAAAUCAAUAAAUUAAGAUAUUGAAGAUGCAAAAACAUAAAGAUUGGCAAUAUUUAUAGUAUUUGAAGUUCUACUUUUCAUAAUUUAUUUUAUAUUUUGGUUAUCUCUAAUUUGGAAGAUGACUAAAGAUGUAUGGAGAACAAGAUCAAUGAUAAUGAUGAUUCCUUUAAGAGUAAUUUAAAAAAUUAGAUCAAUAAAACAAUUUGUAAAAGAUUUCUUACAUACUAGAGAAUUAGAGAGUUGA
Molecule: messenger RNA, 4983 nt
Organism: Paramecium sonneborni
Lineage: Eukaryota; Ciliophora; Oligohymenophorea; Peniculida; Parameciidae
Source: the annotation of a GenBank genome assembly